AUGGAGAACCUGGCGAUGCUGUGGGGGAUCAUCGGGCCGGGCGUCGCCGGCGCGCUCUUCGGCGCCGGCUGGUGGUUCUGGGUCGACGCCGUUGUCUGCAGCGCCGUCCAGGUCUCCUUCAUCCACUACCUGCCCGGGAUCUUCGCGUCGCUGGCCGCGCUCAUGUUCAAUUGCGUCGACAAGGAUGCCAUCGGGAACGACUACUACUCGUCCUACGGGGAUGAUUCCGAGUGGAGGGUGAAGCUCUGGCUUUUCGUCGCCUAUGUAGUUUCUUUCGUCUGCCUGGCUGGAUCAGUGGGUUUGUUGGUGCAAGACGCCCUGACAGACAAGGGCCCUUCUGUGUGGACUGGUGUUGCCGGCGUCCUGCAAUGCGUUUUUGUGUUGAUAAGGUAUAUCAGCAACUUCGUCUCUGCCUCCCUCCUUGAUUCACUUGGCCAGUAUGCGUGUCCUGACGUCGCAUCGCCUUUGCAGUGGGUUGACAUACUGGACGUGCCACACCGAGGACUAGGAAGGGUCAAAAUGCUGUGA
This is a messenger RNA of Triticum turgidum subsp. durum (durum wheat), 528 nucleotides long. NCBI's taxonomy places the organism in Eukaryota, Viridiplantae, Streptophyta, Magnoliopsida, Poales, Poaceae. The record is from the annotation of a GenBank genome assembly.